Molecule: messenger RNA, 261 nt
Organism: Protopolystoma xenopodis
Lineage: Eukaryota; Metazoa; Platyhelminthes; Monogenea; Polystomatidea; Polystomatidae
Source: the annotation of a GenBank genome assembly
ACGAGAUCGCCUCCAAGACGGCGUCGACAAGACCGUCCCAGUAACGCAAGUCGAGAGGAAUCCGCCCUCUACUUCUGCAUGAAUCUCUUCAUCACGUCCGCUUUCACUUCAACUGCCGGUGAGCUCAACCUUUGUAACCUGGGCGCUCUCACGAAGCCCAACUUUCCUUCGCAUAGACUAAGUUGCGGUGGGGGCCAAGUUGCCUCAUCCGCUCAGCCUGUCACGGAAUGUGCUCUCCUUCCGGCAGUCCCGGCCAAUUAA